Castor canadensis (American beaver) is the source of this 1101-nucleotide messenger RNA. RefSeq names its product vacuolar protein sorting 25 homolog (gene Vps25). Gene Ontology annotation, biological process: protein transport to vacuole involved in ubiquitin-dependent protein catabolic process via the multivesicular body sorting pathway. Lineage: Eukaryota; Metazoa; Chordata; Mammalia; Rodentia; Castoridae. Gene Ontology annotation, molecular function: protein homodimerization activity; structural molecule activity. The record is from RefSeq and is a predicted model, not a curated record. Gene Ontology annotation, cellular component: ESCRT II complex.
CGGAAGUCCCUUGUUGGUAGGUUCCGGGUAUCCUGGACUACUACGAUGGCGAUGAGUUUCGAGUGGCCGUGGCAGUAUCGCUUCCCACCUUUCUUUACGUUACAGCCGAACGUGGACACUCGGCAGAAGCAGCUGGCCGCCUGGUGCUCGCUGGUCCUGUCCUUCUGUCGCCUGCACAAACAGUCCAGCAUGACGGUGAUGGAAGCGCAGGAGAGCCCACUCUUCAACAACGUCAAGCUACAGCGGAAGCUUCCUAUGGAAUCAAUCCAGAUUGUAUUAGAGGAACUGAGGAAAAAAGGGAACCUCGAGUGGUUGGAUAAGAACAAGUCUAGCUUCCUGAUCAUGUGGCGGAGGCCAGAAGAAUGGGGGAAACUCAUUUAUCAGUGGGUUUCUAGGAGUGGCCAGAACAACUCUGUGUUUACUCUGUAUGAACUGACCAAUGGGGAAGACACAGAGGAUGAGGAGUUCCAUGGCCUGGAUGAGGCGACCCUACUUCGAGCUCUGCAGGCCCUACAGCAGGAGCACAAGGCUGAGAUCAUCACUAUCAGCGAUGGCAGAGGUGUCAAGUUCUUCUAGCAGAGUCCUGUCUCCCUUUACUUCUUACCUCCCACAUUUCUAGGGCUUUCAGAAAGAGACAGACCUAGUGUUCCCACAGACUGCAUCUGUGACUUCACCAUACUUAAAGGGCUCCAGUCUUGAAGGCUGGGACCUAGGGAGGGGUUUCCUACUUACCCUAUAUGUCUGUCCCUGUGAUAGGGUAACCCCAAGGUACCAGAGAGAAAGGAUGUGUUUCUUUUUGCCCUACCUCCUCCCAUCUGAGACUGUCCCUGAGACAAGGUCUGUAAACCUGACACUUUACAUGUGUUCUCACACGUAAGUACAUGCACACAUGCGCCUGCACAAGCUUCUGUCUCCUCCUCCAAGCCCCUUAGCUGCUGUUGCCUCCCUUCCCAGGCUGGUGCUCUAUCCUUCCUAGGGGCUGGGGGAAGCCCUGGCUGCAGGCAGCCUUCCAGGCAAUAUGAAGAUAGGAGGCCCCGGGAGGGGCCUGGCAGUAAAAGGCAGGCCAACACUGAUUUAUGAUAUUAAAAUCUCAACUCCUAC